AUAUAGGAAGUUACAAUUCGACAAGGACGAGAACAACUUGUCUACCGGUACAAGAUUUUCGAUUACCAUUCAAAUUGUAUUAAAUCUCAAGUGUCGAGUUGCUGCAAACUAACUCUAAAUUAUUGUUGCUUUUAUGUUGAUAUUUUACAUAUUUUUUAACUUUUCAGUAGCGUAUGUGAAUAUAUAUAUUUUUUUAAUCAACUUGUUUUGGAAUCCUGGUGGGAAAGAAGCCUUCCUUGUUGUCAACUAUAGAGCUGUAGAGCAUAGAAAUGACCGGACCGUAAUGUCAGUGGUUGCAUGCUGAUUGGAGGAGGGCAGUGCCAGUGUCAGCCAGCAGGAUGAGUGUGUCUGACGGUGUGACGAGAACAACCAGCUUGGACAUGGAUCAAUUACAGCAACGGCAGACCGUCUUUCUCCAGAUCUACCCGCGUCUGCCCCAGGACAUAGCUGCAUGUUGUACCCUCCAGGUCAGCCCUCGGGCCACGACCGCUACGGUUAUCCAGAACGCAGGGGCCACGCUGGGCCUGGACAUGACCCGACACUACGCCCUCUUGGAGGUCAGGCAGGAUGGAGGGGCUGAGAGGAUGCUAAGGCACUCUGAGAUUCCUGUGGAGAGGGUGUUGCUGUGGCCCCCAGGGGCCCGGAACCAGCAUCCCCAGGAGGAGGGGUACUACUUCAUCCUGCAAGCCCAAGGAAGUGGAGGGGAUCUGGGGUCAGGGACUGGCGGUAGUGAGGUAUCUUCAUCAGAGGAAUAUGAUGACCUGUGCAGCCUCUCCACCCUGACCGAGGACACUAUCCUGUCCGCAUUGCGCCAGCGCUUCUACAAACACAACAUCUACACGUACGCCAGCGGCAUCCUGGUUGCCAUUAACCCCUUCAAGUUCCUACCCAUCUAUAACCCGAAGUAUGUCAAAAUGUACAACGACCAGCCACUGGGAAAACUGAGCCCUCACAUCUUUGCAGUGGCGGACGUGGCGUUCCACACCAUGCUGAAGAAGCAGGAGAACCAGUGUGUGGUGAUAUCAGGGGAGAGCGGAUCAGGGAAGACCCAGAGCGCCAACUUCCUGAUUCACUGUCUGACGGCGUUGAGCCAGAAGGGCUACAGCAGCGGGGUGGAGAGGACCAUAUUAGGAGCAGGGCCUGUCCUGGAGGCGUUUGGCAACGCUAAGACGGCUCAGAACAACCACUCCAGUCGCUUUGGGAAGUUUAUCCAGGUCAACUAUCUGGAGAGUGGGGUGGUGAGAGGGGCGGUGGUAGAGAAGUAUUUCCUGGAGAAGUGUCGGCUAGUGUUUAGAGAUCGGAGUGAGAGGAACUACCACGUGUUCUACUACCUGCUGGUGGGAGCGUCCAAGGAGGAGCAGAGAGAGUUCAGUCUGCUGCAUCCUGAAGACUACGCAUACCUACAACAGGAGGACUUUAAUUUAGAAGAUGCUGAGGACCUCAGGCGUGAGUUCAAGAGGCUUCAUCAGGCCAUGGAGAUGGUGGGAUUCCUGGUCCCCACCAAGAAACAGAUCUUCUCUGUGCUCUCUGCCAUCCUGUACCUGGGCAACGUGACGUACAGCCAAUCAGAAGACGGCCAGGGGCUGGAGGCGGGGCCAGCAGAUGUCCUCUAUACCCUGUCUGACCUCCUGGAGGUCAAACAGGAGUUGCUGGUGGAGGCUUUGACGAAGAGGAAACUAAUGAUGGCCAACAACACCGUAGUUCUACACUACACUCUCGAUGAGGCUGUGAUAGCACGGGACUCGAUGGCCAAGUCUCUGUACAGCUCUCUGUUUGAUUGGAUCGUCCUACACAUCAACCACGCUCUGCUCAACAGACGAGACAUGGAGGAGGCCGUCUCUUGUUUGUCUAUAGGUAUCCUGGAUAUAUUUGGUUUUGAGGACUUCCAGACGAACAGCUUUGAACAGUUCUGUAUUAACUACUCCAUUGAGAAAGUUCACUAUUACUUUCAUCAGCACAUCUUCACCCUGGAGCAGGAGGAGUACCAGGCAGAAGGGAUCAGCUGGAGUCCCAUUGACUACAAAGACAACCUGGGCUGUAUCCAUCUGAUCAGCCAGAAACCCACUGGACUGUUCCACAUACUGGAUGAGGAGAGCAAUCUCUCCCAGUCCACAGACAACACCCUGUUGGAGAAGUUCAAGCAGCUGCAUCAUGAUAACCCGUACUUUGUCCCCACCACGGUGAUGGAACCAGCCUUCAUCAUACAACACUUUACUGGGACCAUCAAGUACCAGAUUAAGGAUUUCCGGGAGAAGAACACGGACCACAUGCGUCCGGAGAUCGUGUCGUUACUACGCAGCAGUCAGCGGGCGUUCAUGCGUCAGCUGAUCGGGUCAGAUCCUGUGGCCUUUUUCCGAUGGGGAAUCCUCCGAUCCACCAUACACAUCAUAGCAGUCUUCAAGGAGGCCGGGCGCCGCCGUGCAGCCGCAGCUCUGGUGAAACCCACCUCCUGUCGCAUUACAGGGGAACUGAAGAGGAGACCCAUCUUGGCUCUACAGAGACUGGCCAGCUCCCGGCUGGACUUCUCAUUUGACCGGUCUGAUGACCACCCUCUGGAGGUGUUAGAGGACAUUUUCGUCAGCUAUGAGAACAGGAAAAAGACCAAAGGCAGCAAGCGCAAACAGCUCAUUCCCAAGAAUCUGAUGAACUCCCGGUCCCUGAAGCACAUAGUGGGUCUGACGUGCCACGACCUCACCCCCCGCUCUCUGCUCCACCCACACCCGAGGAAGCAACCGUCCAGUAUCAGCGCUCAGUUCCAGACGUCUCUCAAUCGGCUGCUGGAGACUGUGGGGAGAGCAGAGCCUUUCUUCAUCCACUGUAUUCGUUCCAAUGCCGAGAAGAAGGAGAUGCUGUUUGACGACGCUCUAGUUUUACAGCAGAUGAGGUACACGGGCAUGUUGGAGACGGUACGCAUCAGGAAGUCUGGCUACAAUGCCAAGUUCACCUUUAAGGAGUUCCUAGAGAAGUUUAAGGUGUUGCUGCCAAAAGAAGCCACCUCGGCACCGAAGGACAUAACGAACCUGCUACAGAAGAUGGGCCUGGGACAGAGCACAUACCAGAUUGGGAAAACUAAGGUGUUCCUAAAGGAGAGGGAGAGGCAGCAUCUGCAGGACACCCUGAACAAGGAAGUGAUGCGUCACAUCGUCAUCCUCCAGCGCUGGUUCAGGGCCUGUCUGAUCAGGAGACACUUCCUCUGCAAGAAAGAUGCUGCCAUCAGAAUACAGCGAUGUUGGCUGGCGUUCCGAGCUGACAACAGGUGCCUUGCAGCCACAGUGAUCCAGGCGACAUGGAGAGGUUCUCAGGAGAGGACAAACUACUUGAGAAUGAGGAACAGCGUCAAGAAAAUGCAGGCACUGAUCAGGAACAAACAAGGUCCAAACAGCCCUACUUCUAGCACUAAGGCUGAGGGAGAGAAGCCCGCCACGCCUCCCCAGCUCCCUCCCAAAACGCAGUCCACGCAUCAGUACCAAACCCAGCACCAGAGAAACCUGGAGAGGACGGAGCUGAGGAGGAGGCAGCACAGUGAGGAACACAGUCCCAACAGAAGCCCCGAGACAGGCCCAGAAGUCAAUGGACAGAAGGCCUCCCAGAGGAACACAGAGAUGGAGAAGAGAGAGGGAAGAGGCUCUCCACCUCCCCUCAACAGACCUCUCUCCUUCCCGCUAGACGCCAAGGCUGGCAGGGAUGGAGAGGGGGAGUCAACCAGCCCCUCCCAUCACACAGGCUCACUGAAGGGCUGCUCCACCUUGGAGGACAGUAAGGAGCGUGCUGAGGGAUGGAAUGUGAGCAGGAGGGAGGGAGGACACCAGGAAGAAUCCAGGAAGGGGUUGCUGUGGAACUCUGGGUCGGUGUCAGACAGCUCUCCCAUCGCUACUGAGUUUCCGAAAUGUUCUGAUAUUUCCACGGACGGGGCUAGUUUCAGCCUCCCAGAUGAGAGCAUAACCCGCAGAGACUCCAGCCGAUCCCAGCCGACCACUCCUGAUAGGCUUGGCAUCUUCAGUAAGUUUCGGAGGAAACGUCCGACUCGAAACUCACAGACAAAUGCGUACGGGAUGGUGACCAAUGAGAAUGCACCAUCUGGGAAAGGAGCCACCUCUACCUCCUCCCUGUACACUGGGCGCCGUGGUAACAACAGUGAAGGGCGUGGUAACACUACCAUCAGGAUCAGCCGAGCCACGCGGGUCUCCGAGCAGUGGAAUGCUUCUCUGGAACGGGAGAUCACCGACACCAAUGAGCUCCGACACCUGGAUGAGUUCCUGGGGAACCAGGUAAACGAGCUGAGGACCAGGGUAAAGGAGCUGUCAGCCACAGAGAUGAUCUUCCUUACAGCCACCAUGCAGUUCAGAGAGACCAUAAAGGGCAUGUACUCCGUCUUGAAGCCCCACAUCAGCUAUAAGGUCCUGAUGACGGGCUACUGCAACUGUGUGUCCAGUCAUGCUGGAGCCAAGCAGCUGACCGAGGUCAGCCUGGUGGUCAACCUGUUCCAGUCCAUCCUGGACGGCUUCAUACGGGGAGAGAUCAAACGAGAGGGGUUUGGGCUACCGGUCAAGACCGUGAACAAGCCAAAGACGAAAAAGAAAAAAUGUCUCGACAGCCCUUUAGGUCACAUGUUUAGUACGUACCAGGUCAACAUCAGGCAGUCCUGUGACCUGUGUGGUUUCUACAUCUGGGUUAUGGAGAAGGCCUACAUGUGCAGCGCUUGCAAAUUGAUAUGUCACAAGAAAUGCCUUUCCAAAAUCAUCACUGACUGCUCAACUCGAUGUGCCAGGCUGGACGAUGGAGAACCUGGCUGUCUGCACUUUGGGGUGCCUGUGUGUGUACUGACCAGUAAGACCUACCCGAUCCCCAUGGUACUUCUGAUGAUGCUGGAGCAUGUUGAGAUGAAUGGCCUGUACACAGAGGGCCUCUACCGUAAAUCUGGUUCUGCCUCGCAUGCCAGGGAAUUACACCAACUACUGGAGAUAAACCCUGAGACGGCGACUCUGGAGAACUACUCCAUCCACACGGUGACUGGCCUGGUGAAACGCUGGUUCAGAGAGCUGCCUGACCCCCUCCUGACUUACCGCCUCUACAAGGACUUCCUGCACGCCGUUGAGUUGCCAGAGCAAUCUGAGCGGCUUCGUGCGGUCUACCAGAAACUGGACGAGCUUCCCUCCGCUAACUUCAAAACACUGGAGAGAUUGGUCUUUCACCUGGUCAGAGUGGCAAAGGAGGAAGAACACAACAGGAUGUCAGCAAACUCCCUGGCCAUAGUGUUUGCCCCCUGCAUCCUGCGAUCCCAAGACACCACUGACCCCUUCCUAGUCAUGAAGGACGUCUCCAAGACAACCACGUGUGUGGAGAUCCUGAUCUCCGAACAGUUCAGACGGUACACUGAGAAGAUGAAGGAUAUCACCGAGCUGGAAUACGCUGAGGCCUUGGCCGUCAACCAGCUCAAACUCAAGAGACAGAACACUAUCUCAGAGAAACCUUCAUCGGAGCUGGACGCCCCUCACAUGGACAACCUUGACCCGUUGGAUAUAGACAUGGAAUCAGAGAGGAACCUCAUCGAAAGGAUAAAAUCCAUCAAGCAGGAGAAGGAGGAGCUGGCGUGCAGGUUGCCAGAGCUGGAGCAGGAGAACUCCGACAACGACAACCUGGACUCUGAGUCAUCAAUCAGCUCAGAGAGCCUGGACUCAGAAGGCAGAAUGAACCUGUUGUGGAGGAGCCCGAGGCAGGAGUGCCCUCCUAAGCCACCUGACCUGGCCCAGAGAACUACUACAGCCACUGACCAGGCUAGAUGGAUAGAACCCCCAGCCCACAACAAAACCAGGAGCAGGAACUUCUCAGAGCUGGACAUCCCUUUCAUAGAUGAGGAAGAGGACUAGCCUGGGUGACAGUCUGUUUUUGCUCCAAAUGGAAUUAUCAUGCCAAACAUGGCUGUACAAUGACAGCAAUGGAGUUGGAAAGAGCACUAAACAGAUCUGGGACCAGGCUAGAGGACAUCUAGGAUGGGGCCAUAUUGUCCUCCGACAGGUGGUGUCUCUAAUACACGAUGCUAAUCCUUCGACUGAUAGCAUUGGAGCUGUGUUAUCGCAACAAGAACCAAGCACAUGAUGUAUAUUUUCCUACAUCCAUUUGUGUGUGUGUGUGUGUGUGUGUGUGUGUGUGUGUGUGUGUGUGUGUGUGUGUGUGUGUGUGUGUGUGUGUGUGUGAGUGUGAGUGUGUGUGUGUGUAAUGAUCAAAGCUCAAAUCAAAUCUAAUUUUGUUUGUCACAUGCGCCGAAAACAACAGAUGUCGACCUUACCUUAAAAUGCCUAGUUUUUAAAAGGUAAGAAAAAUGUGCUAACUUAAUCUAGGGGAAAUAGUAACACAAUAACGAGGCUGUAUACAAGGGGUACCUAUACCAAGUCAAUGUGAAGGGGUACGGGUUAGUCUAACUGAGGUAAUAUUUACAGGACCAGUCAAAAGUUUGGACACACCUACUCAUUCAAGUGUUUUUCUUCAUUUGUACUAUUUUCUACAUUGUAGAAUAAUAGUG
Molecule: messenger RNA, 6520 nt
Organism: Oncorhynchus kisutch (coho salmon)
Lineage: Eukaryota; Metazoa; Chordata; Actinopteri; Salmoniformes; Salmonidae
Product: unconventional myosin-IXb
Exons: 41
Coding region: 339-5867 (1842 amino acids)
Biological process (GO): actin filament-based movement; intracellular signal transduction; lamellipodium morphogenesis
Cellular component (GO): lamellipodium; myosin complex; actin filament
Molecular function (GO): actin filament binding; microfilament motor activity; ATP hydrolysis activity
Source: RefSeq, a predicted model, not a curated record